Messenger RNA from Eruca vesicaria subsp. sativa (arugula), 6607 nucleotides. The record is from the annotation of a GenBank genome assembly. NCBI's taxonomy places the organism in Eukaryota, Viridiplantae, Streptophyta, Magnoliopsida, Brassicales, Brassicaceae.
GCCUCUCAAAAAUCAAAACUUGUUCUUACUACGGAGCCGCCAUUGAAGGACCUCCAUCCAAACCUCCUCUGCUUCAAAGGCUCAACAAAAAGAAAAUGUCUGCAAAGUGGCGAGCUCUCCAGCAUCGCCACCGUUACACAUACAGUGCCAUCGUCUUCCCAACCUCCUUCACCUCCUCUCUAACCCAAUCCAGUUUAUCCCACUCCUGUCCCAAGCUCUACUCCGACAUCGAAGAGUUGGCUUCGUUAAACUCAACCUACGCGCAAGUUAACCACGCCAAGAGAGUCGUUACCUCGUUCGGUGAAGUUAUCUCGAAGACCCAUGAGGAAGAAAGUGAGAAAGAACCAGUCUUUAUACGUGAAGCUGUUAAAUUUUACUUGGAGAUUCUGUUCAUGGAGAAUUCACAGCCUCUUCAUAGGACUCUUGUUUCAGCUUUGGCUAAAACCCGUAAGUUCCAUUCGGUGAUUAGUUCGUGUUUUAGAGAGCUUUGUGAUGAGUAUGGUGGUUUGGAAGACGGUGGGAAGAGAUUCUGUGUGUCUAGAGUUGCUUUGUCUGUUAUGGGAAUGCCUAAGUUGGGUUACUUGGUUGAUAUAAUUGAAGAUUGCGCGGUUUUGGUGGGUUGUGAUGUUGUUUCGGGGUUGAAUGGUAUUGUUUUAGAGACUGAAGCUUGUGCUAGACCUCCUCCUACUGUUAUGGAGCAGUGCCAAGAGGCUUUGUCUUGUUCUUAUUACUUGUUUCAGAGGUUUCCUUUGAAGUUUAAGGGUGCGAGUAUUAUGGAAAAGGUUUUUGCUGUUCAGAUAAGGAUAUUGAAGUCGGCGGCUUUCUCUAGGGACUGUUGUGUGGCUGCUGGUGUGAGUUUCUGUGCUGCUUUACAGGUUUGUCUUGAAGAGGAAGAGGUUGGGUUGUUUAUAGCUCAAGGUAUAUUUUGCUGGAGUGGUGGUGUCGUUGAGUUAACUGAUAUUGUUGGUAAGAUUCCAUUUGGUGGGGAUAUUUGUUCUGAGAUCAGAAGCUUUUCAUCUUUGAGUAGACUCUGCUUGAUCAGAGGGAUUCUUACAGCAGUUUCUAGAGGUGUUCUGGUUUCCUCUAACGGUGAUUGUGAUCACAAAACUAUUCUGUACGAUGGAAUUUUGCCUGAGCUUUGUGAUUUAUGCGAGAACCCUAUUGACAGCCAUUUAAACUUCCACGCAUUAACUGUUAUGCAGAUCUGCUUGCAGCAGAUCAAGAUGUCUACGUUAAAUGAUUUGGCAGAAGAUUAUGAUCCAAUGCCAGACAGCAAGGUAUCCCGGGUGCUUAAAAUUAUAUGGAACAACUUGGAGGACCCUUUGAGCCAGACAGUCAAACAGGUUCAUCUCAUGUUUGACCUCUUACUAGACAUUCAAACCACCAUUCACCAGACGUAUGAUAAAGUGGAAGUAAAGGAAUCUUUGCUGAAGAUUGUCAGUUAUCUUCUUCGUCUGGGACCACGGUGUAAGGGAAGGUACGUUCCAUUAGCAUCCUUGACGAGGCGGUUAGGUACAAAGACUUUGUUGGAUAUGAGCCCUAACCUAUUGUUUGAGAUGGCAAAUGCAUAUGUUGAUGAUGAUGUCUGCUGUGCUGUCACAUCGUUUAUAAAGUGUUUCCUUGAAAUGUUGCGUGAUGAAUGCUGGGGGAGUGAAGGUGUGGAACAGGGCUAUGCGAUUUAUCGACAGCAUUGUUUGCCUCCUUUUCUUUACGGGCUUGCUUCUGGAAUGUCGAAGCUCAGGUCAAAUCUUAAUACUUAUGCAGUACAAGUUUUACUGGAACUGGAUGUAGAUUGUAUAUUUCCUUUGCUUGGUUUGAUAUCAAUUGAACCGAGUGAGGAAGAGACCAAGCUGAUCUACACGGAGUUGAGUAGCAUUAGUAUGGAACUGACAGUUGAGCAGAAAGUGGCUGUUUUAGUGUCACUGCUCAAAGUUUGUCGUACACUUGCAUUCCUUGAAGGAGAUAUUGAACAAAAAGGAAGUACUGAUGAUGCAUUUGCAUUUGUGAAAAUUAAGGGUAUUGAGUUAAAAGUUCCCGUUGAGUGGCUAAAAAUGGCGUUGACCCACGUUGAUGAGUCUGUUCGUGUUGAUGCUGCAGAGACACUCUUCUUAAACCCCAAGACCGCUAGUCUUCCAUCUCCCUUUGAGCUCUAUCUCAUCAAGGAGGCUGUUCCCUUGAACAUGAGGUCAUCUUCUACAGGUUUUCAAAUGAAAUGGACCAGUUUGUUUAGGAAGUUUUUUUCUCGAGUUCGUACGUCGCUGGAGAAGCAGUAUAAGCUAGGAAGCUGGCAACCACGUCUAGCCAACGGAAACAGUGAAACAUGUUCGAAUAAAAAAGUUGACGAGGAUGCAGUCCUACGAGCAGAGAGUCUGUUCAAGUUUAUGAGGUGGCUGAGUUCGUUUUUGUCUUUGUCUUGCUACCCUUCUGCUCCUUACAGGAGAAAAAUAAUGGCGACGGAGCUUAUACUAAUCAUGAUUGAGUUCUGGCCUAUCGUGCCUUCUAAGGACCUCACUUCGCAUCUUUACCCAUACUGUGAUAUUGUCACUUCGCAUGAUUCAACUUUAUUACUGGUGGGAUCGAUUGUUGAUAGUUGGGACAGGCUUAGAGAAAAUGCUUUCCGUAUAUUGCUUCAUUUUCCAACUCCAUUUACCGGCGUUUCAAGUGAAGACAUGGUUCAGACCAUUAUCCCAUGGGCCAAACAUCUAGUCUGCAGUCCACGUGUACGAGAGAGUGAUGCAGGCUCUUUGACUCUAAGGCUUAUCUUUAGAAAGUACGUUUUGGACCUUGGAUGGAUAGUCAAGGUUUCCACCGAUGUUGUUUGUUGUCAAAGAGAGUGUGAAACCACGAAUGGGUUUUAUCAGAACUCCAAGCCCGCAAAGUAUCCUGUGAUUGAGUAUAUCAAAUCACUGAUUCAUUGGCUUGAUACUUGUGUGAAGGAGGGUGAGCAUGAUCUCUCCGAAGCAUGCAAAAACAGUUUUGUUCAUGGGGUAUUACUGGCUUUGCGCUAUACUUUUGAGGAAUUGGAUUGGAACUCAAACGCAGUGUUAUCUAGUAUGUCAGAGAUGAGAGAGGAACUGGAAAAGCUUCUUAAACUGGUGACGCGAAUAACUACAUUAGCACUUUGGGUGGUUUCUGCAGAUGCUUUGUGUUUGGAUGAGGAUAUGGAUGACAUAGUAGAUGACGAUAGUUUCUUGCCAGAUGUUCAAGAUGAUGCUGCUACUGCUCUCUCAAAGGAACAAAAGGAUACACAUCCAAAACCUGUGCAAGAAACAAUACAAUCAGAACAGGUUGUUAUGGUUGGUUGUUGGCUCGCCAUGAAGGAGGUGAGUCUUCUUUUAGGGACUAUCAUAAGAAAAAUUCCAUUACCUACCAGCAGCCUUGCACCUUUAGAGAAUGGUGAUCUGGCUUCUGUAGUCCCUGAUGAUUCAGUGGUAGGAAACUCUGAAUCACUGCUUGACCUGAAGCAACUUGAAAAGAUUGGAGAUCACUUCUUGGAAGUACUUUUAAAAAUGAAGCACAAUGGUGCCAUAGAUAAGACAAGAGCUGGGUUUUCAGCUUUGUGCCACCGUUUACUAUGUUCUAACGACCCAAGACUUUGUAGGUUGACAGAAUCCUGGAUGGAGCAACUUAUGGAAAGAACUGUGGCCAAAGGACAAACAGUGGACGAUUUGUUAAGAAGAAGUGCAGGAAUCCCCGCUGCAUUCAUUGCUAUGUUUCUCUCAGAGCCAGAGGGUUCUCCGAAAAAGCUUCUCCCACAGGCGCUUAGGUGGCUGAUAAGUCUUGCAGAGAAGCCUCUCAUGGAUCCUGUAGAACAGAAAGAUUCUGAACAUAUGGAUGAGGAGGUCAAUCCCUCUAAUCUGCAUUCAAGUGAAAAACUUUCAAAGGUCCGUGAUGAAGGUGUUGUUCCAACGGUGCAUGCGUUCAAUGUUCUCAAAGCUGCUUUCAACGACACAAACUUGGGCACUGAUACUUCUGGGUUUUCUGCGGAGGCUAUGACUGUUGCAGUAAGAUCCUUCUCUUCACCAUAUUGGGAGGUCAGAAACAGUGCCACACUUGCAUAUACUGCCUUGCUCCGCCGGAUGGUUGGUUUCCUUAAUGUUCAAAAACGUGGAUCUGCUCGGCGUGGCCUGACUGGGGUUGAAUUUUUUCACAGGUACCCCUUGUUGCACCCUUUCAUAUAUGGUGAACUAAAGGCAGCGACUGAUAUGCUCGACACAUCUGGUCCAUCAGAUUCAAACCUCGCAAACCAUGUCCAUCCGAGUUUAUGGCCCAUCCUCAUUCUUUUAUCCAGGCUUAAGCCUUCACCCAUUGCAAGUGAAUCUGGAGAUGACUUGGACCCUUUCGUUUUCAUGCCCUUUAUUAUGAAAUGCUCUACUCAAAGUAAUCUCCGUGUUCGUGUUUUGGCAUCCCGUGCUUUAGUUGGUCUCGUUUCCAAUGAGAAACUCCAAAGCGUUCUUCUCAGCAUUGCCUCAACAUUGCCUUGCAAUGAAGUCCAAAGUGGGUCUUUCAAUUAUCUUCACGGAAUAUUGUUGCAACUUGGUAAUCUCCUAGAUACAAACUGUAGAGACCUUGCUGAUAACUCUAAGAAGGAUCAGAUUAUUGAACAACUGGUCAAUGUCCUUGCAAAAUGCACAUGGAUGGCUUCUCCGUUGCUGUGCCCUUGCCCUAUCAUCAGUACAUCAUUUUUGAGAGUUCUUGAUCAUAUGCGGGCUAUUGGAUGUUCAUGCUCUGAAAGCAAAAAUCUCAAGGAUGUUUACAAGUUGCAUUUGGAUUUAUCUACAAGCUGCUUGGAUGCAGAGGCUUCUUAUGGUUUCUCCUAUUAUGACCCUACGAUUGCUGAGCUUAGGGAACAAGCAGCUGUAUCUUACUUUGGUUGCGUGUUUCAGCCAUCUGAUGAAGCAGCUGAAGCUUUCCAGAUUACUCAAAAACCAAAUUCGCCAUUGCAAAAAGUUCCUGAGGCAUUAGACUUUCCUGAUGUUAAAGAUAGGCUCCUUCGUUGUAUCUCUGAUCAAUCUUAUGAAGUUCGUCUUGCAACACUGAAGUGGUUUCUGCAAUUUCUGAAAUCAGAAGACUCCAGUCACUCAGAGACGAGCAGUAUCUGGCAUUGGGCGAGUAACGGUCUCCAGGUGAUGUUAUUGGAUCUCUUGGAGAAGGAGAAGAAUCAUAGAUGUGAGAAUUACAUUCUGAGGAUUCUUUGUCAGUGGAAUCUUCUUAUGUUCAAAAAAGAAUCUGUUGAAGGCAUUUAUGUUGGUUCAUUGAGUUAUGAUUCGGUGAUUCAUCUUUGGGGUAAGCUGACUUCUUUAUAUGAGGGCACAAGACGUGCUAAAACUAGAGGUACACUCAUGUCUUGCCUAGCGAUUUGUGUGAAGCAUCUCACUGGUUUGUUCUUUGACAAAAACGAAGAGGAGCCAAGAUUGAGUUGUGUAAUUUAUUGUGUCUCCUACUUUGUUAACAUGAUCAAAGAGAAAAGCUCAUCAUCUGAGCAAGUGAAUGUUCGUCAAGCAUCUGCAGAGGCUAUUAUAGCAUCCGGUAUAUUAGAACAAGCGAAGCUCAUUGGUCCUCUUGUCUCAAACCACCAAACUCCCUCUGUAAGUAAAUUUCAAACCGCUUGUGAUGUAUACGCGUAUCAAAUCCUGGAGUUGUGGUUCACUUGCAUCAAACUGUUGGAGGAUGAAGAUGAUCUCAUCAGGUCAAAACUCGCCACGGAUGUUCAGAAGUGUUUCUCCGCUGCCAUGGAAGUUCCUACACAAGUUGAGAAAGUCUUGGAACUGAGCUUUGAACAUUUAUCUUCCGUCUUUGGUCACUGGAACGAGUAUUUCCUUUAUCUCACGAGAUGGGUCUUCAACACUGCAGAUUACACUUCGCCACUGAAGGGAGGUAGUGAUCUAGUGAGACGUGUUUUCGACAAGGAAAUCGAUAAUCACCAUGAAGAAAAGCUACUCAUCUUGCAGUUUUGCUGUGACCAUCUACAGAAGCUAGCAAACAGAGACCUCCCUCAUGCGCAACUACUGGAAUGGAGGUGUAAGUUCCAAAGUAAGCUGCUUUCUUUUGCUAAGGACCAUGUAGGGAAACAAAGAGAGAGCUGGGUAGGUGGUGUAGGGAACCACAAGGACGUGUUUUUACCACUUUAUGGUAAUCUCCUGGGUCUCUACGUCUUCUCCAACUGCAUUUUCAGAUUCUCAGCACAUAGCAAUGACAAGAAAGUAAUGUUUGCUGAUAUUGUUGAGCUCGGGGAAGCUUUAAAACCGUUUCUGAGGAACCCUCUGGUGUCUAACAUGUUCAGAGUAGUUGUCGGAUUACAUGAAAAGUCGAUGGAUGAUUCUUUGGUGGAUCUGUCUAGUGUUCUUGCUGGAGAGGUUUGGGAAGGUUUUAAUCCAUAUUUUCUUCUCAGGUAGAUGGUAAUGAAUGUUUUAGUAUUUCUCUCACGCUCUCUGCCUUGUUGUAACAAUAGUUUUGUAGUGGUAUAUCAACACUUUUUGGAAUCUUUGAACAUUUUCUGAACUUUUUACUAUUUACUAGGUUAUGCCACAAUGAAUCUAAAACCUAAGAGUACAUACGAAUUCAACAUUGUGAUUUUUACAAAGUGUUAGGGAAUAGUGUAUAAAAC